Anastrepha obliqua is the source of this 1087-nucleotide messenger RNA. Its product is annotated as protein nutcracker. Bases 282 to 1019 code for a protein of 245 amino acids. Lineage: Eukaryota; Metazoa; Arthropoda; Insecta; Diptera; Tephritidae. The record is from RefSeq and is a predicted model, not a curated record. The transcript is spliced from 2 exons.
UUUUUAAAGCAGAUUUCUAUUGAAAGCUUGUUAAUACGUGAAAAACUGUUCAUGAGGAACGGUAAUAUCUAUCUUUAUAUUUAAACAAAACUACUGGUAUAAUAUGAGAAUAUUAAUAAUAAGCUCAUCCUAUCCGCAGUCAUUAUUGUAAAACACUGCACUAUCGAAAUAUAAAAUUUGGAGCGAGACCCAUUCACCCAUUACGUAGAUACUUGUGAAAUUUGUUUUUAUGCUGUUUGCAUUUAUGUGUGUACGCACUUAUCUUAUUUCACUCAACCGAUAUGGAAAAGAACGACACAGAAGAUUCGUUUGAACUAAUGCUAGAGAGCCUGAAUGAAAUUUCUCAGUUACUCGAUAAAAAGCCACUCUCUCAGGCGCAUCUUCUGUAUCUGGCCGUGCAUGUCAUUGCACUACACACUGGAUUCAUACCGGAGAAUUUAUUUAUGAAUAACUUGAAAAGUUUAUUUCCUGUGGAUUCAUGGUCAACAUUUCACAAGAAGAAUGUAAAGAUAUGUUGCUGUCAACAGCCCACUUAUAAAUACGAUUCACCACAUGAAACAUAUUUCACUGAAAAUUUCAUCACAAGUGUUAAAUUAGACCAAGAUGAUAUGAGUAAUUUGAAGACUGUGCUAUCUGCAAUAGUAACGGGUGACUUUAUGUUGAUCACACUAACACCACAUCCUUCGACACAAUUGUUGGGUCGCAGCAGCUGUCUAUCCAUUGGGCGUUACGUAAUAUCACAUUCAGAAAAUCGGCAUUCAAUAGAAAAAUGCUAUCAGAAGUUAGAUCAACUGCGUUUGCAAUUGCGCAAUGAAGUACUCAUGCCGAUGCGUAAUAGUCAGCUGACUUUGAUAGAUGCUUUUCCGCAGCCGAGCUUUUUGGGAAUUCCACGAGAGCUUCGAUUUCGGAUAUACAAGUAUUUACUCCCAGUUGAACGCGUCAAGCUUGGGCAAGUAAAUAAAUCCAUAUCCGAGGAAAUAUUUAUAUUUACAUCGACAAUUAUAUCGAAGCUUUCUUAAUGCUUAUACUGUACAUACAUUCAUAUGUAAUAACAAAAGCUAUUGAAAAUAAAAACAAUACAAAUUAA